GGGGCUUACACUGCUGCAAGAAUCCAUGUCAGUUGUCACUAAUUAUGCCAUAUAAGUGUGCAACAUGUGAUAAAAUGUUUAGACAGAACGUUGACCUCCUGUACCAUGAAAAAAAUCAUGCAAGAGAGAAACCGUAUAAAUGUGCAGUAUGUGACAAGAGUUUUAUACAAAAGUUUCAGCUCACACGCCAUAACAAAACUCAUACUGGCGAUCGGCCUUAUAUGUGUGGUACAUGUAAUAAGACUUUUCUAUUGAAAGGGCAGCUCACAUGCCAUGAGAAAACUCAUACUGGUGAUCGGCCUUAUAAGUGCGGUAUAUGUGAUAAGAGUUUUUUAUUGAAAGUGCAGCUCACAUGCCAUGAGAAAACUCAUACUGGUGAUCGGCCUUACAAGUGCAGUAGAUGUGAUAAGAGUUUUAUAUUGAAUUGUCAGCUCACAAACCAUGAGAGAACUCACACCGGGGAUCGGCCUUAUAAGUGUGGUACAUGUGAUAAGAGUUUUUUAUUGAAAGGGCAGCUCACACGCCAUGAGAAAACUCACACUGGUGAUCGGCCUUAUAAGUGUGGUACAUGUGAUAAGAGUUUUUUAUUCAAAGGUCAGCUCGUAUACCAUGAGAAAACUCACACUGGUGAUCGGCCUUAUAAGUGCGAUACAUGUGAUAAGAGUUUUAUAUUGAAUAUUCAGCUCACACGCCAUGAGAAAACUCAUACUGGCUAUCGGCCUUAUAAGUGUGGUACAUGUGAUAAGAGUUUUGUAUGGAAAGGGCAGCUCACAUGCCAUGAAAAAACUCACACUGGUGAUCGGCCUUAUAAGUGCAGUACAUGUGAUAAGAGUUUUUUAUUCAAAAGUCAUCUUGCACGCCAUGAGAAAACUCACACUGGUGAUCGGCCUUAUAAGUGUGGUACAUGUGAUAAGAGUUUUUUAUUCAAAGAUCAGCUCAUGUACCAUGAGAAGACUCACACUGGUGAUCGGCCUUAUAAGUGCGGUACAUGUGAUAAGAGUUUUAUAUUAAAGGUUCAGCUCACACGCCACAAGAAAACACACACUGCUGAUCGGUCAAGUGCAGUACAUGUGGUAAGAGUUUUUUAUUGAAAGGUCAGCUGACACGCCAUGAGAA
Messenger RNA from Protopterus annectens (West African lungfish), 1116 nucleotides. RefSeq names its product zinc finger protein 525-like. NCBI's taxonomy places the organism in Eukaryota, Metazoa, Chordata, Ceratodontiformes, Protopteridae. Gene Ontology annotation, biological process: regulation of transcription by RNA polymerase II. The record is from RefSeq and is a predicted model, not a curated record. Gene Ontology annotation, molecular function: DNA-binding transcription factor activity; RNA polymerase II cis-regulatory region sequence-specific DNA binding. Bases 45 to 1091 code for a protein of 348 amino acids. The transcript has a single exon.